UUAGUAGCUGAAAGGAAUCAGAUUCAUUGCCAGUUCGCUGUUCAGUUAUUCAGAUACACGUGGUUUUGUGGCUAAAUAGACUAUCGUUACCAGCUCAUCAAUAGAGUGAGAACUCUGGUGAACUUUAGUUUGCUUGCGACUGUACGACAAAACACAUCUUUACUUCAGACUUUCAUACACCGCAGAACGAUGGCUAGCGGAAAACUUGCAAUUCUCAGCGUAUCAGAUAAAGCCGGUUUAUUGGAGUUUGCAGUAGGGCUCAAUCAACUCGGGCUGAAAUUGGUAGCAAGCGGUGGUACAGCCAAAACUAUUCGAGACCAUGGAUUGCCUGUCCGUGACGUAUCGGAUAUUACGGGCGCCCCAGAGAUGCUAGGUGGUCGAGUGAAAACACUUCAUCCCGCCGUACAUGCGGGUAUCCUUGCUCGCAUCACCGAUGCUGAUAUGAAUGACAUGAAGCGUCAAAAUUUUGAACUGGUACAGAUCGUAGUGUGUAAUCUGUACCCUUUUGGGUUAACGAUUUCCAAGGCUGACGUGACAGUAGCAGAUGCAGUAGAAAACAUAGAUAUUGGGGGUGUCACACUACUGCGAGCAGCGGCAAAGAAUCAUAAUCGUGUAACAGUUUUGUGUGAUCCCUCAGAUUACGGUAAGGUUCUCGCAGAAAUUAAACAGAAUGGCGACACCACAGAGAAUACUCGGCAAAUGUUGGCUUUGAAGGCUUUUACACAUACGGCGGAAUAUGACAAUCUUAUUUCCGAUUACUUCCGUAAGCAGUACUCGCCCGGUGUAUCCCAACUCAAUCUUCGUUAUGGUAUGAAUCCACAUCAAAAACCUGCACAGAUCUUCAACAUCUUUGGAAAUCUUCCGUUGAGAUUUCUGAAUGCGACUCCUGGUUACAUUAAUCUUUGUGAUGCCUUAAAUGGCUGGCAACUGGUACGUGAACUGAAGAAGUCGCUGGGACUACCAGCAGCAACAAGUUUUAAACAUGUUUCCCCUGCUGGGGCUGCUGUUGGCGUAGCUUUGACGCUGGAUCAAGCAAAACUGUGCAUGGUCGAUGAUCUGUUUGACAGUUUAACUCCACUAGCAACAGCCUACGCACGUGCGCGUGGUGCUGAUCGUAUGUCGUCGUUUGGAGAUUUUGUAGCACUCUCGGACACGUGUGACUUGGUUACAGCCAAGAUCAUUUCCCGUGAAGUAUCGGAUGGAAUUAUUGCCCCGGGUUACACCGAAGAAGCAUUGGACCUUUUGAAAAAGAAAAAGAACGGCGCUUACUGUGUUCUCCAGAUUGAUCCAACUUUUGAACCGUUCAGUUCAAUUGAAAAGAAAACUAUUUUCGGACUGCAAAUGGAACAACGUCGUAAUGACGCCGUCAUCAACAGAGCGUUGUUUACAAACAUUGUUACAAGUAAUAAAAAUUGUCCGGAUGAUGCAGUUCGCGAUCUUAUAGUAGCAACAAUUUCCCUAAAGUACACUCAGAGUAACUCUGUGUGUUACGCCAAGGAUGGACAAGUGAUCGGCAUUGGUGCUGGCCAACAGUCUCGUAUUCACUGUACUCGAUUGGCUGGUGAUAAAGCAGACAACUGGUGGCUCCGACAACACCCUCGUGUGACAUCAAUGCGAUUUAAGAAAGGUGUCAAGCGUGCGGAGAUUUCCAACGCCAUCGACAACUACGUGAACGGAACAGUCGGCAAGGAUAUGCCUUUAGCGCAGUUCAAAGCCAUGUAUGAAGAGGUUCCCGAAUUUUUAACAUCGGAUGACCGUCAAUCGUGGGCGAAGCAGUUGAACGGCGUUUCGCUGGGAUCGGAUGCAUUUUUCCCAUUCAGAGACAACGUGGAUCGGGCCAGGUUGAGCGGUGUUUCAUUUAUCGCUAGUCCGUCUGGCUCGACGAACGAUGCAGGAGUUAUCGACGCCUGCAACGAGCACGGCAUCGUCAUGGUACAUACGAAUUUGCGAUUGUUCCACCAUUAAAAGUAAAUUUAAAUACACAGAUGUAAUCAUUUUUAAGUGUUUUUU
This is a messenger RNA of Sabethes cyaneus, 2010 nucleotides long. RefSeq names its product bifunctional purine biosynthesis protein ATIC-like. The transcript has 4 exons. Bases 190 to 1965 code for a protein of 591 amino acids. The record is from RefSeq and is a predicted model, not a curated record. Lineage: Eukaryota; Metazoa; Arthropoda; Insecta; Diptera; Culicidae. Gene Ontology annotation, biological process: 'de novo' IMP biosynthetic process. Gene Ontology annotation, molecular function: phosphoribosylaminoimidazolecarboxamide formyltransferase activity; IMP cyclohydrolase activity. Gene Ontology annotation, cellular component: cytosol.